Molecule: messenger RNA, 1691 nt
Organism: Phanerochaete carnosa HHB-10118-sp
Lineage: Eukaryota; Fungi; Basidiomycota; Agaricomycetes; Polyporales; Phanerochaetaceae
Exons: 1
Coding region: 113-1690 (525 amino acids)
Source: RefSeq, a predicted model, not a curated record
UGUCUUCGUCGUCCUGGAACCUUUAGGGGUAAGCAGCGGAAAUCCGAGCCAGCCGUCGCUCAACAUAUCAUAAGUAUUGACCUUGCGGCAGCUCUCAAAUACCUCAGGCAUGAUGCUCGCCACGGAGCGGCGUGCUCGUCUGGCGGCUUUCAAGAAAGAGUGCGUAGAGCUGGAGUCGCAGAUCAAAGAGUUGAAGGCGCAAGUUCGUCAAGCCAACUCUCGCAUCGAGCAGAAGAAGUGUGAGAUGGCGCCGUUGGCUCCUGUGUACACUCUCGCAGACGACGUCGCCGCCGAGAUCCUGAAGUUCGCAUACCAGCACCAUUUCCCCCAUUGUCGUCUCGACGACGGUCUCCCACACACCAACUCUCCGAUAGCCAUCAGCCACGUCUCUCGUUGGUGGCGUAGACAGGCUACCUUGCUUCCGUUAAUUUGGACUUGCAUACAUGUCACACCAGAGCAACCUGCGCAUUACGCGAAGGUCGUCAAGGCAUACCUCGUUCGCUCUCGCGGGCUCCCUCUCUCGAUCUCGUUUCAGUGUUUUUCCAGAGACACGGAGACGGAAGAUGAAGACCUAGCUCCACAAAUCGACUGGCGAAGGUUCAAAGCCAGCUGGAAGUACCUCUUGACAGAGAAGGGCAGAUGGAAGAACUGUAGCAUAUACUUAUGGCACGAGCAGUCGGCCAGGAUCAUUCUUUCGUCUCUCAACAGCUACAAGUUCCCGCGUCUGGAGUACCUUGGCAUCUCGAUCGGCGCCGAGGACCAGUGCCCGUUCGUGCUGCCCCAGUUUGAGGCUCCAAAUCUCACUGAGCUACGCACGGAACUCUGGUUUCCCGUCGCCCGAGCUCCUCUUGGACUCUUUAACCGGCUUAUCGACUUGAAGAUCCAUGGCAUUCACUGCACUGUUGGCAAACUGAUGAACGUGCUUGUGGAAGCCGCAGGGACGCUGAGGCGCUUCAGCCUCUCACAAGCAUCUCUGGGAAUUGACGACAAUCCCACAAACAUCCCUUCGCAAACUCUCUCCCGGCUCACUUAUUUGUCGCUGCACGACGUUCACGAACAUCAUGAUCAUGAAGAUCGCAAGAUUUUUUCUAUGAUAUGCCGUGCAGCUGUUGCACUCGAUACACUGAGUGCUCCGCAAGCGAUGUUUGCGGAGGCCCUGUGCUCUGGCACAAUUUCACUUCCUACACUCCGUCAUCUCUUUCUAUCGCAUUCCUGGAGCCUGCGGAACAUGAGAAAUUUGGAAAUAAGGGCCCUCUUAUCCUCUACGGCGAAUCUCCAAACAUUGCAAGCUCUGGGUGCGCGACACAUUCGGCGAUGGCUGGAUGCGGCGGUAGAGAUGGAUAAGUCGUCGGGAGGCUGCAUCGCCUGGCCAAUCUUGGAGUCAUUAACGCUAAACGACAUAGAAUGCGGCGCGGCAUUAUCCAUGUUCGUCCAUCACAGAGUGCGCAUUGAGAAGCCUCUUAAGAACCUCGCUUUUGGCGACGAGCUUGCUGGGAGUCUAUCUAGUGGCGUCCUUGAUAGCUUUCAGCAGCUUCGAGUCGAUCUUUCGACCUACUCCCGGGCGUCGGCAGAGGCCCAAGCGCUGCUUAGGUCGCCAAAUGACUGGUGGAACAACGAUGUGGACAAGCCGAAUUUCAUACCAUGGAAGGGAUCUCAUACAUUCUACGACCAGUUUGACCCUCCGAAGUAAA